Molecule: messenger RNA, 1429 nt
Organism: Cladocopium goreaui
Lineage: Eukaryota; Dinophyceae; Suessiales; Symbiodiniaceae
Source: the annotation of a GenBank genome assembly
UCUGAGGCUUUUUGGGCUUCCCUGUAGCAAGUCAUAUUGCUUCCAUCCUUUUGUAUCUCUCAUGGAGGAAGGGAGCAGCCAAGACAGCGACGAAACGGACGAGACCGACCCAGAUGUCCCCGUCGAGACGGAGCCGAAGUGGGGCAGCGACUUCGCAUUGGGUCGAGUCCCACGAUCGAUGCGAUACAGCUGGGUGUCCAUGGCAAUGGAGCAGGUAGCGCAAGGUGGAUGCAUUGCUGUGGUAGUGAUUGGAGCUCAGCUUGGGCACAAAAUGACAGAAAGAAACGCCAUCCUGGCUGUGAUCAUUGGCAACCUUAUUCUGGCUGUUAUUUGCAUUGCGGUAGGCAUGAUCGGCUGUCGAGAGGGUAUGACAACUGCAAUGAUUGCCCGCUGGACUGGUUUCGGUGUCACUGGCACUGCAAUUCUGAGUGUGGCCAUCGCGGGAAGUUUGGUUGGAUGGUUUGGUAUUCAAGCCGAGAUUGCUGGAGAGGGUUUGGAAGUAAUUCUUCCUUUGAAGAUGCCAUGGCUUUGGACAAUCGCAAAUGGGGCGGUCCUAACGAUCGUGGCUGCUUUCGGUUUCCGCUACAUCGUUGGAGUGGCCUGGGUAACAGGUCCUGCAUUCUUUAUUGUUGUGAUUUGGGCAUGUGUCACCAGCAUUCAGGAUCCACCUCUUACCAAGGAGGUCAAUGAUGCGGAAUUGUCACUGCUUCAAGGAACGGGCAUUGUUGUGGGAGGCUACAUUGUUGGCUCCAUUGUUGUGUCAGACGUCUUUCGAUUCAGUCGCUCAAAGCGCGCAGUGGUCUCGCAGGUCAUGCUGCCCCGCACUCUGUCAAUCGUGGCUUACAUGAUCGUUGGGGUCAUUGUUGCUAGAGCCUGUGGAAGUGAGGAUGUGAUCAACAUCAUGAACAAAUCAGUAGGCAUCGGAGCUGUGGUGAUCGUUGUGGCUGGAGAGAUGGUGAUCAAUUGCACCAAUCUGUACUUCUCUGGCUUAGCCAUUGUUGCUUUCUUUGACACGUGCGGCUGCCACAUUCCACGACCUCUUGUGACAAUUGCAUGUGGCAUCAUUGGAAGUGCAGCUGGCGCCAUGGGCAUUCUAAAAAGGUUCAUCAACUUCCUAGAAGUUCUCGCGGUAGCCUUCCCGCCAGUGGCAGGUAUCAUGUGCUGUGAGUACUUUGUUGUGAAAGCAUUUCGCGUGAAUUUCGACGAAACUCGACCGUCUGGAGAGAUGCCUAAAUCCGCACCUGCUUUUCUCCCGCUGUCAAUUGUUUCAUGGCUGUCCGCUACCUUGCUGGGGCACUUCCUGGAAGGCAUGCCAUACCUGUAUUCAUUGUUUGGUGCAGCAUUCGUAUAUGCAAUCGGAAAUUGUUUGGGAUUGAAUAUUGUAAUUCAAAACUGUCCAACAAAUAUAUUUAGAAAUUCAAAUAAUUAA